CAAAUUUCAAUCAAAUCAAAUUUAUAAAAUGGCGGAUGACGACGAAAUAGAUAUUUUAGGAGAUUUUUCAUUUAAUUCUUGCCUAGCUCAAAACAAUCAAGGAAUACCAUCGUGUUCCGAUCGAGAAGACACAGUACAUCCUCAAUGGCUCUUAGAUUCCCCACCAGCUAAUUGGUAUGAUAUCAAGAUUAAUAAUAGGUCAAAAGAGGGACCAUCAAGGAAGCUAUCUGGAAACAAUUCUAACCAGAAUCAAAAUGAAGUAUUUCAUAUAGCCUGGACACAAGAAGAAAGGGAUACUCUUAAAUUGGAAAUGGAAAAAUAUGGGAGGAAUGUGAAGAAAAUAUCGCAAACACUAACAACCAAAUCGGAGGCUGAAAUUCAAGCUUUAAUAGAAGCUGAGCAUGGUAUACACCUUGACACACUGGUGUGGGAGAAACAUGAUGACCAGGACAACAUACCCCAUGUGGCCCAGGAGGAAAUAAUAGCUGAUGAGAUCAUGAGCAUGUCGGAUGUUAUAAGCAUGGUGACAACUGGCUCCCCGACUAUAACAUUGCCAAAGAAAGUGUUUAGAAAGAACAGUAAAGUGCCCCCGUCUAUAAAUUCUGUUAAGAAUGCUAUAAAUGUCAACAAAAUAGUUGUAAAUGAUCAUAACUUAAGUUCAAAAGAUUCAAAGGAAGAAUUGAGUAAAAUGACAAAUAAUUUCGUCAAACAAAAAGAGAAAAUGAAAACUGUGAAAAAACUUGGUAAUCAUAGGAGGAAAGUGUCCAGGAACUAUGAUAAGAGUAGAGUUAAGAGUAAGGAUAUGAAAUCGCCACAGGGGAGGAAGACUGACUCAAGUUUAUCGGAAGACAGUGUUAAGAGUCCUAAAAUGCAAAUUGUGUUGGGCUCUGGACAAGCGCUGCCUGUUUCUGAGGGGGAACAAGUGAUAAAAAUAGAAAAGAAGAAAGACUCAGAAGAAGACAGUGAUAUAGAGAUAGAUGUAGAUAGUGAAACAGAAGGUGAUACUCCAAAGAAGAAAGACAACUUAGCGCAGGAGAGCAAAUCACCGGUUAAGGAAAACUCUGAUAGUGCACCAAUAGCCGUUCCUUUGAGGAGAUUAGAAAUGCCUAGAAGACGGAGAAAAAUUAAUUUGGACGGUGGUGGUGGUUACCGCAUCCUCCACACAGAAGCAGGUGACGUGUACGAGGUAAGCUCGGAGCCGCGAAAAGAGCGACAGGCUCGGAAACAACCCGUGCAGCUUAUACGCUGCAAGGAGUACGGGCCUGAGCGACCAGCACCAUGCGAAGUCCACCUGCACGUCUCCGUGCUAAUCAGCAUGGACGUCCACGCGCACACCUCCAGGGCGGAAGUGAUGGGGCUGGUGGGGGGGCGGCAGGUGACCGGCGGCGUGCUGCUGUCCGCGUACCGACCAGCUCGCGCUGCGGCCAACAGCGUGCACUGCGAUAUGGACCCUGUGUCGCAAGCGUCCGCGGGCGACUACCUGACGUCCCUGGGGCUGUCGGUGUGCGGCUGGCACCACUCGCACCCGCACUUCCCCGCCGCGCCCUCCCCCCGCGACCUCGCCACGCAGCGCGAGCUGCAGGCGGCGCUCGAGUGGCGGCUGCCCUUCCUCGCGCUGCUCACCUCGCAGCGGCCCCCGGCGCCGCACUACAGUUGUUUCCGCGUAGAGGAAACGCCAGACGACCCCACACCAACAGGCUACCAAGUGGACUUGCAACUGAUACCGGACAUCACAGCACAGAAUGUAACCCAAUACGUGCGUGGGCUGCACGAGCUGCUCCAGCUGGUGGAGCGCACGGGACACAGUGUGGACAUGAAGCGAGAUGUGUGUCCCCACACCGGGGUCUGCUACUUGGACAAGUGCAUUUGGAGUGUAUCCCGUAAUAUGCGGCAAGCUGGCUACGAGACAGACGAUCCGGUCGUGAAACAACUUAUACGAGGCGUGCGGGAUAUAUUUAGAUAAUUUACAUAACAUACUCAAGUUCUUUGCUUAUAGAAUUUUUUUAUAGAGAAAAAUGUUGUAAUUCUCAAUAUUUUUAAUUAAAAUUAUAAAUAAUA
Messenger RNA from Colias croceus (clouded yellow), 2058 nucleotides. RefSeq lists its product as uncharacterized. Bases 29 to 1963 code for a protein of 644 amino acids. The transcript is spliced from 10 exons. Gene Ontology annotation, molecular function: metallopeptidase activity; polyubiquitin modification-dependent protein binding. NCBI's taxonomy places the organism in Eukaryota, Metazoa, Arthropoda, Insecta, Lepidoptera, Pieridae. Gene Ontology annotation, biological process: double-strand break repair. The record is from RefSeq and is a predicted model, not a curated record. Gene Ontology annotation, cellular component: BRISC complex; BRCA1-A complex.